This is a messenger RNA of Neohortaea acidophila, 1161 nucleotides long. Its product is annotated as oxidoreductase-like protein. Gene Ontology annotation, molecular function: protein binding. The record is from RefSeq and is a predicted model, not a curated record. Gene Ontology annotation, cellular component: mitochondrion. The transcript has 3 exons. NCBI's taxonomy places the organism in Eukaryota, Fungi, Ascomycota, Dothideomycetes, Mycosphaerellales, Teratosphaeriaceae. Bases 1 to 1161 code for a protein of 386 amino acids.
AUGGCGGGCAAAAAGCGUAAAGCGACGGAAGAGGGUGGAUCGGCGGUGAAGACGACCAAGAAGACCAAAACCACCCAUAUUGAUGAAGACUCCACCGAAUACCACUUUACACGCGACCUGGCUCCCGAUCUGGUUGACAACCUGGCUGCCAGGUCUGCCUGUCAAGCAGUCAUCAACACCACCGAGCUGCUUGAGCAAAUCUUGCUCCGGCUGCCCAUUACAACUCUCUAUGGCGUAAGCCGAGUCUGCCACCGAUUCUACGAUGUGAUGCAGAACUCCAAAGCGCUUCGACAGCGUAUGUGGCUGCAGAUGGAAGAUCUGCGCGAACUGAAUUGGAUCAUGCCGCCUCCUCCCUUGGCUGUGGGCCCGCGGGAGAUGUUCGAUGAGGGCACCGUGCAGAAGGACGACCCACUCGGAUUGGCCCGAAAGUUCAUGCCAGCGAAACUAAAUCCAUUGCUGGGCGUAUGGGGUGAUUCGUGGCAGACAUUUUACUCGCACGUGGCUCCCUUCGUCCCUUGCCACAACACAGCGAAAAGACUCCGAUCCAAUAACACCCCACCUCAACAAAAGUUGCCCUUCGAGGGCUACUACGAAGACCUCCUAGAUGCACCUCUGCACUCCAUAGCACCGCAAACAAAGACCCAACCCGCUCCACCUCCUCCCGAAGACCUCCCCAAAACAGAAGAAGAGGAGAAAAUCACCCGAGCACGCAUUGUCUUCGGCUCACGCCUUGCCGGCCCAGGCGAGCGCAAGAAAGAAAUCCGCGCCGCGAGCCAGAAUGUCGCGGGCAUCCUCGUUCCUCCCCGCCCGGAAGAACCGGAUAACUGCUGCAUGUCAGGCUGCGUGAAUUGCGUGUGGGACAUGUACCGUGACGAGCUGGAGGAGUGGGCGGAGCAGAGUUCAAAGGCGCGGGUGAAGUUGCAGCAGCAGAGACGAGAUUCUGGGAUGGCGGGCAAGGGGGAGAGUGACAUGCCGGGCCAUGUGGCUUCGAGUAUGGAUGAGGAUGGGGGUGGGAGUGAGGCUGGGUGGAAGGGGAUGGAGUCUUUUGGGGAGGGAGGGGCGGAUUUGUUCGCGGGCAUUCCGGUGGGGAUUCGGGAGUUUAUGAAGACGGAGAAGAUGUUGAAGGAGAGGCAUAAGAGGGAGCAGGCUGCCGCUGGGUGA